AUGUCGUUCGGAACGUAUAAUUAUUGGGCACAACAACAACAGCUCGUAGCAGAUCAUUCGAGAGCAUCAAGAGCUCCAAGAAUAGUUGUUAUUAAUGAAAAAGAUCCCAAAAAAAGUACAGAGAAAGUAGUCACUUGGUUGCUUACACAUUAUCCAAAUUGUAAAGUAAUUCAGAUGGCAAUCGUAAAACAAAAUCAUCGAAUAUAUACUCGAGUGAUCUUUCAAACAGCUCAAGGUCAACGAAAGAUUAUUCUUUUCGAUGAAACCGCAUCAUAUCUAAACCGUGAAGGUGGAUCCACAAGUCUUUUUCCAACUGGAACAGUGGCUCGUCUAAAUCCAGGGACAGGAUCAAUCCCCACAAGGAUACAAAUCGUUCAACACUGA
Adineta steineri is the source of this 384-nucleotide messenger RNA. The record is from the annotation of a GenBank genome assembly. NCBI's taxonomy places the organism in Eukaryota, Metazoa, Rotifera, Eurotatoria, Adinetida, Adinetidae.